UUUUCCAAUCCUCACAGCGCGCAAUGCAUCGUGGUCAAAACUUGGUCUUCAGACAAUCGUGGAGGGUACCAGAAGAACAAAACGACAUUUCGCUCUCGUCAAUCUUCUGCCUGCUCAAAUAUUCAUGAGAGCUGAUAAUAAUUUUUCGAUCCUUUGGCAAGCAGAUGAUGUCAAAACCCACGCGCUCUCGGAUCCUUUGAGCGCGCGCUGAUGAGAAUAGUGAAGAUCUAUAAAGCUGAAAAAACUCUUUUGCAGAUACACUUUACUCAGUCCAUUAAUUUUUCUUUGAUGCGGCUUUUGAUUGUGCUUGGAUGAAUUUAAGAACUAUGGGCACGUUUGUGGACUCCUCAGACAGGAACUUUAAAUGUAAACACUGCCAAAGUGAUGACAAUUCAAUUAAUUCUAAAUUUUCGCUUUCAGUCGGUGCACUUGAGCUGUACUCAGUUCUUGUUGAAAUAAAUAUUUUUGACCAUUUUUUUCCUUACUUUGAAAACAGACAGUCAAAACAAUACUCCGGAGACCCAGCUAUAACUUUUAUUUUAACGACACCUGUUUUAAGUCACUUAACACGUUUUGUCUAACUGUCGAUGUGCAAAAUAAAUAUGCGGAACACCUUUUUUAAUUUUCCUUUUAAAAUAAAAUUAUCAUACGGUACCCGCGAAAAUGUCUCCUUCAGCCACAUUCAAGCGAAGAAUAAAGACUUUCAUCUUAAUUCUUGGAACCUUCUUGCCAUUUUCGCAUGGAUAUUCCGAUGAUGAAUGUCGCAUGAUCAUAUUUAAGGAACCAAUAGCAGACAGAGAAAUGAGGGGCCACGUGAUCAAAAUGGAAGAGGUACUUAAUCAGGAGAGCUGCCGGGUGUUCUGUUUUAUUGAGCCCAACUGCGUGUCCAUAAAUUUUCGGCCCUGGCGGAACGGAAAAGACAAAUGUGAGUUGAAUAACGCAACUGAAGAGAGCAAACCUGACCCCGUGCUGCAUAAGAAGAUGGAUUACAUCUAUCUCGGUAUUGAGGUAAAAAGUUUGACCGUUGAGUUUCAGUCAGUGUUCAGUUCAGCUGUCUGAUAGCUGUAUCU
Molecule: messenger RNA, 1070 nt
Organism: Orbicella faveolata
Lineage: Eukaryota; Metazoa; Cnidaria; Anthozoa; Scleractinia; Merulinidae
Source: RefSeq, a predicted model, not a curated record